This is a messenger RNA of Thamnophis sirtalis, 649 nucleotides long. The record is from RefSeq and is a predicted model, not a curated record. Lineage: Eukaryota; Metazoa; Chordata; Lepidosauria; Squamata; Natricidae.
UCAACCUUCUUUUCUUCAGGGCUUUCCGCAUCAUGGAUGACGACAAAAGCAGGACCCUUGAUUUCAAAGAGUUCACGAAAGGGCUCCAUGAUUACGCUGUGCUGAUCGACAAAGCCGAAGCCGAAAAGAUUUUCCAAACCUUCGAUAAAGAUGGGAACGGAACAAUUGACUUUGAUGAAUUUCUCCUAACAUUAAGACCUCCUAUGUCCAAUUCAAGGAAAGAAGUCAUCAUGCAAGCUUUUCGAAAGCUAGAUAAGACCGGGGAUGGAGUCAUCACCAUUGAAGAUUUGCAAGGGGUCUACAAUGUAAAACAUCAUCCCAAGUACCAAAAUGGAGAAUGGAGUGAAGAGCAGGUUUUUAGGACUUUCCUGGACAACUUUGAUUCACCCUAUGAUAAAGAUGGACAGGUCACAACAGAGGAAUUCAUGAACUAUUACGCUGGUGUCAGUGCUUCGAUAGAUACCGAUGUCUAUUUCAUUGUGAUGAUGAAAAAUGCUUGGAAAAUCUGAUCUCCUAAAAUGACUCUGUUAUUCUUGUGCUUUUGCUCUAAACAUCUCCUUCAUCCAAUGUGCAGGACAGUGGUUAUACUAGCUAUACAGAAUGGCGUUGGCAGCCUUUACCAAAAUAAAUUAAAAUGCCUUAUUCUUAC